AUGCAGAUGCGGCGCAACGAGCUGGGGAAGGGCAAAGCCUCAGAUUUCGCGAAGGAGAUUUUUCUUGCGUUUAAGCAGGUGAUGCAGGCCGCAAAGCUUGUAGAAGAACAGCGCCGAGCACUCACUGGCUUCAUGGAUCUGUCUGUGAAGUCGGAGGAGGAGGCGGCUGCCGGGCAUGACAUUGCUGGCGCCUUGGAGAAAUAUGGAGCCGCAUCCUACUGGGUGGAGCAGCGGGACCAGCUUCUUGGUCGCCUUGAGUCCUUUGAGACUACCCACUCGCGUGUUAUAGCCGGCACCGAAGUGCCGCAGUUGUGUAACCGCCUGCGCGUCUACGUAAAGACCGUGUUUACUGAACACGUCAUAAAACCACAGGAGCUGAAUGCGUCACAGGUAGAUGUGGCGGAGUUGCUCACGUUUUUCAGCGGCAGUGGCGGCAGGGCCCUAGUGGUGGAUGUAGCGCUGGCAAAGUUUUUUGACAUUGUCGAAAACAUGCGCGUGAGAGCUCCCGAGCUGUGGGCGAUGAACUACCUGUUGCACUGGUACGGCGUCGAAGAAGGUAUCAUGCUGGCGCACGAGGCAGAUGUAGUCGAUGGUGGAUUCAAGCAGCAGGGCGGCGGCGCCUUUGAAGAGCAGUUUCUCGCACAGGAGAACAAAUUGGUGGUUUCCCAGGUCCUCGUGCCGCAAUGUUGCGCCGUAACGCGCUGUGACGAGGCGACAGCCAAGGCUUGGGUGGAGGCCUGCGUUCGCGGCGAAGUUACAGAGAGACACGCGACAGAGGGAGCAUCUUCAACGUGGCCGGGGGCGCCUCCAGCCUCGCUUCCGCCGGCGUACCGUCUUGCGCGCAACCUGAGCUACUACUGGAAAGAGGCGGGUGAGGAUAAAGUAGACCGCAUUGCUGGUGAACUUGAUGGUGUUAUCUAUGACGCCACCACCCGCCAGGUUUUGUUUGUGCUAGAGGCAAAGCAGAACAUUGCCGAUUUAGGCAAGGCAUUCAAGCAGAAGGAACGACUGUACAACGCGCUGGAUGCUGCAUGGAAGACUUUGUCGCAGGCAUCUGAGGAGACGUCGCUGACGGCUGUCCAGCUGUCGGCCGAAAAGGAGAUAAAGACGGCAACUACCACUGCCGCAGGCCUGAAUGCGACCCCCGCUGAAGAAGCCGUAUGCGCGGCCUCCACUAAGCUGCACACCAACCCGGCGGAGCUUCACUUUUUUCCGACUCCAACGCCAGCAGCGGAAACAGCACGCGAAAAAUUGUCCCUGGAUGAAGGCUCGCCGGUGACCGGUGUGGGCACAGAUUCCGCUGCAAACUUCCAAGACCUGCAGAAUUCCGACGACACGGCCGCCGCAGCUGCGCCACCCGCUCGCUUGAAGGCAGCUGCAGACCGCCCCGCGACUGCUUGUAAGCCCUUUUUCACUCAAGACAACUUUUCCACUUUCUUCGGGGCAACUGCGAGUGCGGUGCACUGUGAUCCCACGGGACCGACUCCGACCCCAACAGGAAGCGAUGAUAUGAUGCCUCAACAUUUGGGACGAGAUGAGCGAUGGGUUUAUUUAACCUCCUUGUCUACAGGGAACUCUUCCGGUGCAAGAACUACAGCGCCUGCUCCUGGUGGUACCAUACACAUGGCGGAGUUGAUGCUCGUAAAGGCUGCGUGCGACUCUGUCGCCGAAGCAUACAACAGAUUUUUUGACAUUGGCACGCUGCCACGGUCGGCGACGCCGGCUCUGCAGUCUCUCGUGUCAGAGAUGCGGGUGUGCUCUGCUUACGCGUCUGAAACAAAGCCAAUGGCUCCUUUUCAUCUCUCUCUUGAGCUUCCCCCGAAGGAGUGCAUCAGUGCCCGGCCAGGGACAGCGGCGGUGAGCCGGUCGGGUCCGUACGAGUAUGUCCUUCAUCUGUUCCGCCAUGAUGUUCGGUGCAAAGACGGCACGGCAGCUCUCGAGCAGGUACGGCUGCGGAAGAACUUCAUUGAUGGCCUCGUCUUUUCUGAGCACUCCCUCAUGGUAGCGGUCAACACUGUCGUCAAACAAAUGGCUCGCAGAUGGAAGGGUGUGCCGUCGUUCUGCGACGUACUACAGAUGUUGAUGCAGCAACACUGCGUACGAAAUCUGGUGAUGAUUGUCAGUGAUGCGGCAGCGGGUGUGUAA
Messenger RNA from Leishmania mexicana MHOM/GT/2001/U1103, 2145 nucleotides. RefSeq lists its product as hypothetical. The record is from RefSeq and is a predicted model, not a curated record. Lineage: Eukaryota; Euglenozoa; Kinetoplastea; Trypanosomatida; Trypanosomatidae. Bases 1 to 2145 code for a protein of 714 amino acids. The transcript has a single exon.